Cynoglossus semilaevis (tongue sole) is the source of this 8382-nucleotide messenger RNA. RefSeq names its product tet methylcytosine dioxygenase 1 (gene tet1). The record is from RefSeq and is a predicted model, not a curated record. The coding region runs from base 28 to 6489 and encodes 2153 amino acids. Gene Ontology annotation, cellular component: nucleus. Lineage: Eukaryota; Metazoa; Chordata; Actinopteri; Pleuronectiformes; Cynoglossidae. Gene Ontology annotation, molecular function: DNA 5-methylcytosine dioxygenase activity; zinc ion binding; DNA binding. The transcript is spliced from 11 exons. Gene Ontology annotation, biological process: chromosomal 5-methylcytosine DNA demethylation, oxidation pathway; positive regulation of transcription by RNA polymerase II.
UGCAGGCUGCCAGAAAUCCUCUCCUCCAUGCCCUCAGCCAUGCCUGCUACCACCAAACCCACCAGGAGGCAGACACUUUCUCAAAGAAAAACUGACCAGAAAGUGAUUAGUACCAGGAGAAAAACCUGUAAUUCAAACAAACCCCAAAGGAGAGCAAAAGAGAAGCCCCAGAAAACACCUGCAGAACCAAAAAGGUCAACAACCAGAGCACAGGCACAAACAGGCCAAAGCCCACGGGGAAGAGGCGUUAGUGGGCCCUCUAGUCGGGGCCGAGGAAGGGCCCCUGGUUCUGAUAACCAUGCCCUGAGUAAAACAAGGCUGGGAUGCCAGAGGAAUGUAGUUGACCAUUGUGACAAGUUACUAGAAUCCCCAGGGCGAAGGACUUCCCCACGAGAUACUUCCUUUCAACCUCCUAAACCUUGCAGAGGAGGGAAAAACAGCAGGAGAGGUGCAGGAAGAAGAACAGCAUCACAGCAAUGGAACAUAAGAAACCAGCCCUCGAGCAUCGAUGAUUUAUCUCCCAACAAGAGUGACACAGGAGACACAAAACCGGAUGAAACCUGCAAUGUGGAAGAAAUCUCCCCAGUAUCUCUAAAAACAAAGCAGGAGCCUCCUGUUUGUAGCCGGGAUCAAAAUCUAGGGGGCAAUAUUGCCACAGAGGGCAGUCCUCUUAAAGCCGACUCACCACCAUGUAAAGACACACUGGAAGACUGUGUGCCGUGCAGCUGUGGCAGUACUGUCACCCAAGAAGACAAAGAAACUGUCAGCCUGAACAAUGAAGGUGACCCAAACCGUGGAGCUGGAGGGGCUGGAGCGACUGUGUGUGAUGAUGUUGACAGGCAGAUGAAACUCUGCAGUGACAACAGUGAAGAAGGACUCCGUGAACCCCCUACGCUAACAAGCACCGUCUCUCCAGGGGCUCGGGAAAGCGGUGACAUAAAUGACACCUCAUCUGUCAGUGGUGGAGAGCAUGAUCAUCUCGACAACGAUGGCAAGCAAGAUGUUGAGUUCACUGUCCAGGAGCAACAUAUGAUUUUGGAAUCAAAUGAGAAUAGUACAAAUGAUGGGGGGGUUGAGAGAAAGGAGGAGAGGAACCAGGAAAAGGGAGAAGGAACAGAGGCUCAUGAAACAGUUGAGAGGCAGACUGAAGCUUCGCAGGCUACUGAGGAAGUUGCUGAGACCCACGAUGAAAGUGAGGAAAAAGAGCAAGGAAUCGAAGACAGGGCGAAUAGUAUAUCCAUCGAACCUCGUGACCUCCACUUUGACACUGCAGCCUCUCGGACUGCAAGUCCUGCUCGUUGUAACGAUGGACUGAUACCCGUAGGUGUUCUACAAGUCUGCAACACAGCUACCUCAAUUUUCACCAAAGCCUCCUUCACCUCAGAUUCAGCUGGAGUAAAAGUACUGAAUGAGAAUAGGACUCGCGCGCAAUCUACCAUUCACGAUGCAAAACCUGAUAUUGCAGAAUCCUCAGCUGUCCCCAAACCGGACCUGAUGACACAGAUGCAGCCUGUCCUGGUGAAAAGAAACAUGCCAGUUAUCAUCCAUAGCGAUUCUCUUAAAUACAAAAAUUCAAAGGAUUCACAACACGGGGAACCAAACCACCUACACCUGCACCUCCCUCCUUCUCAGGAAGAAAGUCAAAAGAACACACCAGCAGUGACUCAGACCAAAGAUAGUGCUGCUUUUGAGUGCAACCAUAAAGAGGUAUCGCCGCUGUCAUUGUCACUUGUUCCUCAUUCCAGCACAGAUCCUAAGUGCGAAGCAAAGUGCAGCGACGGCAGCGCUGCAGUAGCAGCCACAGAGCGGGAGACGGUGCCGAGGAUACUAACUCCCUCCCUGGACAGUAGUUCCACCUUGUCCUGCAGCUCAGAGAGCACCUGCUCCUCGUAUUCUUUUGAAACAGAAUCCGAUGCUGGUAAUGGGGAGCCCAGCCUCUUAGCACAGUCCAGGUCUUGGGGGGCGGAUGAGCCCUGCUUCCCCUCAGGGAACAUUUUUAAAUUGCAUAAGAAAGAGAGGAAGAAGCGAAGCAGGUGUGGGAUGUGUGAGCCAUGCUUGAGGAAAGUCAACUGCAGCCAGUGCAGCUGCUGCCUCAACCGCAGGACUGGCCACCAGAUCUGUAAACUGAGGAAAUGCCUGGAACUGAGGAGGAGAAAACAGGCUUCUCCACUCACUCUCUCUGCAGCACAGGUGGUUUCAGAAAGUGGGAGUUUAAAUGGCAAAGGCAGAGAACAGAUGGAUGACACCCACAUGGCAGCAGAGGAGGAUGAGGGGGAGGAAGGCCACAUACCUCAUACACAAUCUUCUCCAAACAUGCACUCACUCACCCACAACCUGGCCCCGGAACAACACGGACGGCCAGCACUUAUUAAAAAAGAACCAGAGCUGGAUCUUACCAACUUUGCACUUAACCAUAAUGUGUGCUCCUUGGUGUCUUUACGCAAUGGUUAUGCAGAGAAUCUGUCAAAACCUAACGGUGCUAACAUUACCACUGGCUCACACUGUCAUCCAAAUCCUACAUCUGAAAAAACAGUAACAGCAUCAGGGCCUCAGAGGACUUUAAUUACUGCAUCUCCUAAAGAGUGCUCUGAGAAAAGACCCCUGACUCCUCCAGAGAAACCAUUGCUCCCACUGAAGAAGAUCAAACUGAAAGACCCAUGGGUGUGGAUCCCUGACCAGAAUCCCACAAUGCCGAGUGACGGAGAUGAGGUCUGUGAAGACCCGCUGUCGACGCUGGCAGCUGUGGUGUGCCUUUCAGUCACAGAGAGGAAGGGUCUGGAGGAGAAGCUUCUCUGUUCACGUUCUUCCAUUCUUCGCUGUAUUAAAACAGAGCCACCGGACUUGCACUUCAUUAAAAAAGAGCCAAAGGACUUCCAGGACGACCUGUGUCAAAAAAGCACUACUGUUAUUACGCCCUUACCAGUAAAGAGUGAAUCUCCUAGAGACUUACUGCCAAGUGUGCAGUCCUUAGCGGAAAAAAGAAAUCUCAGUUUUGAUCAGGCCAUUGCGAUCGAGGCCUUGACUCAGCUGGCAAUUCCUGAAAACUCCUCGGUAAAGUCCAUUAAAGUCGAAAGGAAAUGUGAUUAUCCCAUUUCUACUGUUUCCCCAUUCUUACACAACAACAAAAGUUCAGCAAUACAAGAUGUCAAGCCAAUUUCAAAUGUUCACUGCAACAAAGUCUCGGUCAUAAGCUCAGCACUACACCAAACGUCUGUCAUCCGCCCUCCAGUGGCCAGACAAGGGAUUGUCAUCCAGUGCUCUCGGGGAAUGAACCCCAACACAAAACAGUCUCUACAUGAUCUCUUAGAGGCCAGUGAUAAAACAUCUUGCUGGGGCAAAGGUUCUAUUACCAUCAAAACUGAACCUGGCUAUAAAAACCACAAUGAUGUGAAGUUUGAAAAAGAUUUUGAGGAAAGUGACGGAGCUGGUAAAGUAAGAAGAAACAGAGAUGAGGAGGAGGUGGCAGCUCAGCUGGCAGACCUUGCUUUCAUCAUCCAGUCCCGAAACAGCCAGCAGUCAGAGAACAACCCUCCGAAAGGCACACCUGUGCCGGCCAUCAAAUACAACUACAGCUUCCAGCAACAGGCCAGUCAGAAAAAGAGCCUCACGAAAACCAAAACAAAAGCCACACCCACCAAACCUAGAAAGAAGAAAGGUGAUGUACAACAAGGACGGACCCCAAACUCAAAACACAUCCCGAAUGGGGAGAUUCCACACAGGAGGAGAGGUCAGAAGAAUCUUCCUACAGCCAGGUCAGGCCUCCCCCAAAGGAGGAACCUGUUUCUACCUCAGGCUCAAAUUGACCUGAAGAGAUAUUCGGCUGAGGCUCAGGAGAAAAAAAGGCAAAUUAACCAUCACAGUAACCUGCACAGUAUAGAAAUAGGAGCUCAGAUCCAGAACCACAGCACGCUGACCAGAUUCACCCUCACACCGUGGUCCCUCUCCAAUGGUUCGCUUCACCAGCACAGUCCAUGCAAAAAUCUUACUGUGGCAACAGAGCACAAGAGCGACAGGCUUUUAUUAUCUCAGGUAGCGCAGCCCGGUGGUGGGCUGCAGCACGAUGCUGAUUCUACCAGCAGCCCGGUUAGUACCACUAAUGGACCCAGUGGUCUGGUUAAUGGCUUCUCAAGGACUGCAGAGUCUCCUCCUCCAUGCCAGCAGAACUAUUACAAAGUGGAGAGGUCGGGACCUGUCACUGUCCUGUCAACGGCCACCGAUGGGGGUCUGAUGCACUCUGCAGAGUCAACGCCCUCCAAAAACAGCGUUAACAGCUUCCUGGAAUCUCCAGGGAGUUUUCUGGAUACUCCCACCAAGAACCUGCUCAAUACACCUUCAACAAAACUGUCUGAUCUUCCAUCUUGUCAAUGUGUGGACCAGAUCAUUGAAAAGGAGGAAGGUCCUUACUACACUCACCUGGGGGCAGGACCCAGUGUUGCUGCAGUGCGGGAGCUGAUGGAGAACAGAUAUGGUGCCAAAGGAAAUGCAGUGAGGGUUGAGGUUGUUAUUUAUACUGGAAAAGAAGGAAGAAGCUCCCAGGGCUGCCCCAUAGCUAAAUGGGUGGUCCGACGUGGAAGUGAAGAGGAGAAACUGCUGUGCUUGGUCCGACAGAGGCCCGGGCACUACUGUGAUGCUGCUGUGCUGGUCAUCCUCAUCCUGGCGUGGGAGGGCGUUCCUCGGUCUGUGGCGGACAACCUUUACCGGGAGCUCACUGAUACGCUUUUUAAAUACGGCUCCCCCACCAGCCGCCGCUGUGCCCUCAAUGAAGAUCGAACAUGUGCAUGCCAGGGUCUGGACCCAGAGACUUGUGGGGCUUCUUUUUCCUUCGGAUGCUCUUGGAGCAUGUAUUUCAACGGCUGUAAGUUUGCCCGCAGCAAAGUUCCCCGCAAGUUUCGACUGCUUGGUGACUACCCCGAAGAGGAGGAGAGAGUUGAGAAAAACCUACAGGGUUUGGCCACGGGCCUCGCUCCUCUGUACAAACAGCUGGCUCCACAGGCCUAUCAGAACCAGGUCGAAUACGAGGGGAACGGAGGGGAGUGUCGGCUGGGCAGUAGGCAGGGGCGCCCGUUUUCUGGGGUUACCGCCUGUGUGGAUUUCUGUGCUCACGCUCACAAGGACACGCACAACAUGAAUAACGGCAGCACUGUGGUCUGCACUUUAACCAAGGAAGAUAACCGUGCUGUGCGUAACAUACCAGAGGAUGAGCAGCUCCACGUUCUGCCGCUUUACAAGAUGUCAGACAGGGAUGAGUUUGGUCAGGUGGAGGGCCAGUGGGCCAAGAUCAGGAGCGGUGCACUGCAGGUCCUGUCAUCCUUUCCUCGAGAAGUGCGUAUGCUUGCUGAACCAGUGAAAUCAGCCCGUAAAAUAAGGCAGGAAGCUCGGAUGAAGUCUCAGACAGAGAAACUCAACAAGAAACUGGGGCUCUCUCCUCUCACUCCAGGGAAAGUGAAAAGUGAACCCAUCAACAAAGAACCACAGGGCUACUACAACUCUUACAGACCUGCCAGUGUCGGAAGCUGUCCUUCAGAGAGAAACCAGUUCAGCACUUAUGGCCAGACCACCAGCAACUACCCCACUCCAGGUGCAGGGGUCAUCUCUCCCAACAACACCAGUCCUCAGGACCUCCCGUUAGGACAGAAUGGCUCAGUUCUGAGCUACAAGACACCGAGUGACAGCGUAAAUGGUUACUGUCCAACAUCUGGCCGCCAGAGUGUUCAGUCAGAACAUUUACCUCCACAUCACACGCUUCAUGAUUAUCCCCCUACUUGUAAAACUGAGCCCAACGCAGUGCACUGUUCUCCUCUGCACAGACCCUCCCCCAGUGGGAGUGCUCCUCCUUCCUCCUUCGCCAUCGCCCAAAAACCCACCUCUGACGGCCUGCUCAGCAGGCUCAACGGACUCCACAGGGCUCCAGGAGAUGUCACAGCAGAGGUCCAGGGCCACAGUCUCCCAUCUCCUUCACAUCUCCCACACCAGACUUCUCCACUAGAGCCAGAGGAAAUCAAACAGGAGGAGGUGUGGUCUGACAGCGAGCACAACUUUCUGGACCCUAAUAUCGGCGGGGUCGCUGUGGCGCCGUCACACGGCUCCAUCCUCAUAGAGUGUGCCCGACGGGAGCUCCAUGCCACCACACCAAUCCUCAAGCCGAACCGCAGCCACCCCACCCGCAUUUCCCUGGUCUUCUACCAGCACAAGUCUCUGAAUGAACCAGGCCACGGCAUGGCCAUGUGGGAUGCCAAGAUGGCCAAGAGGGAACAGGACCGGGAGGAGGAGGCUGAGAGAUUGAGGAUGGAGGAAUUUUUGGCCAAGAACGGCAACGGCUCAGGAGGUGUGAAGACGAAGGAGGAGGCAGAGGAGGAGGGGUCAGAGGAGACCAGAAGGACCGUAAUCGUCCCCACACGGCACGCAUGCACUCUCCCGAGGGACGGUGUCAUCACUGUGUCUCCAUAUGCUCUUACUCAAGUGACAGGGCCCUACAAUCGCUGGAGAUAGUCAACACACACACACACAUACACACAUACACACACACAGAAAACUCUUACACUCUGUGCUUCUGCCUUACCUCAACAAACUUUAAACUGCUACACUUAGUUUUAAUGUCAUUGUUUUUUAAACUUGUCUCUCUUCUUCUUUUGCCUUCGAAGCAAUGGAGAAGACCAAAGCUUGUUGGCUUUUUUAACUGUGAGUUUGGGUGUCGGUUUUAUAUGAUAAAGAUAUGGUGCUUUGAAGCAUUUUAAAGGUGUUUUUAAACUGGUUUUAUACAGUAUACAUGACUAAGAACAAAAAAAAAAAGAUGUGAUUAUUUAUUGUGAUCAUAAUGAUUCUUAUUUAAUUCCUGGUGAAGCCUGUUUACUGCAAGAUUUCUAUAGUAAACUUCAUUGUGUGAUGGCGCUCAGAAUUCAUGACACCAGCCAGUAGAUCAUAUUUUUGGUAGAGUGAGCGUCUUUGGCUUGUUUGUUGGUGCCAUUCUCUCUGUAACCACAACUCGAAACAUCACAAAAUCCUUUAAAACCGAGCUAAUGUUGAACAUACACAGAAUCAUUUGCAGAUCCUCACAUGUAGCAUUAUGUUUUUCUCCUGCUGCUGCCGACUUCUGCCGGCAGUGGAUGAGAGAAAACACUGUGUCUUUGUUUUUGUUGUUUAAUUUUAAUUUUCUCAAUGUUUGUCCUUUAUUCACCCAUGUGUAUGGCAUAUAAUGAAGCACUUUUUUUAUUUCCCUAAACUUAACUUGAAAAGAGGUUCUAAUUCAGAGGCCUGAAUAUGUACAAAAAGAGAUAAAUAUAUCUGUGGCAGUUACGCAUGAACCCUUUAAUAUUAUUUGAUUUUCAUUUAUUUGUAAAAAACAAACAAACAAACAUUUAAAUGGAAAGAAACUCAACGCAUAUUGCCGACAACAAAGUGCUUAUCAUUUUUCAGCACUUAACUCACCAUCUGAAAAGUGACCUUCUUUCAGGGGGCACGUGUGCGAUCAUUAGAUUUCAGAAACUCCAAACACAUCUUGAAGGUGCUAAGGAAACAUGUAUUUCACCUUUAGUGAACACCAGACAUCGGACUUGUUAACUAACGGAUACCAGUGUCUCAUAUCUGUCUAUACAUUUGAAUGUAGAACUCUGUUAGUUUUUUUUUUUUUUGCCUCUGCUUUUUAUGGAAAACCACUCAAGAAUCCGAAUCCCACUUCUACUAAGAUGAUUUUCAGGUGCUUUGUUUACACUUAGCUUUUCACAGGGUCUGAAUUCAGGGGGUUGGCGUGAACUCUGCCUGAAGCAGGUUAUAUGUAAGUCCAUAAAAUAGACUAUUGUCCUGCAUGAAAUGAGACCUGUAGGAUAUUUACACUUCUCUUGGUGCUAACAGGACCAGUCGUUAAUGCCGCUGGUUUUAUUGAGAACAUCGGUGACGUGGUGCUGAACUCAUACACACUGAUCAUGUUUAGUAAUACGACCGGUAGACUGUUAUUAUGCCAUUUAAAAACAAUGUUUUACCAGUGUCUGUAAAGGAAUAAUGGGCAAGUGUCAUGGGUCUAAAGUAACGAUACAGAAGGAAAUAUUGGAAAGUCACAUUAGGUUUACCAGUUUAUUUCAUUUUCUUUAAUUUACUUUUCUGGGACGUUUAUAGUCUUUAUAUCAGCAGUGAACUAACAACUAGCACCAGCAUCUUUAAUGAGUAGAAAACGUGUAAAUACUUAGGUGAAACAUAUGGUUUUUACUGUACUGUUUAUGCUGUGUUGACGACGGAUGAUCUUGCCUAUUUUCAAACAGAAAUACUGUACGUUACUGAAAGUCUGUACACCUUAGACUUGAGAAGAGACUACAUUUAGCAUUCCUUGUGUGGAUGGCUGAUCUCUUUCUGGAUUGUGAAAUAAAAUCAUAUUUAUAUUUUGGACCUGAA